Molecule: messenger RNA, 3300 nt
Organism: Trichoderma asperellum CBS 433.97
Lineage: Eukaryota; Fungi; Ascomycota; Sordariomycetes; Hypocreales; Hypocreaceae
Source: RefSeq, a predicted model, not a curated record
UGUAAUCCCAACGCGGGCUGGCAUCGACAUACUUUAUGAUUGCCGAUUGCUUUUCUACCUUUAUUUGGGCUUGAAUCUCACAUGUUAAAUCGCUUGUCAAUUGCCGAAAGCAAAAUACACCACGUCUUGGCUUCGUGUUGCAGUUUGCUUGCCUCUUUACCUGUCGCAGAGUAUAGACCUCAGCAGGUAUUCCACAGCACAAAAUGGUUACCACGUUCCAUCUCCAAUCAGUAGACAAUGAGUUGUCUGGCCGUCUUGCGCUGGUUACAGGAUCCAGCGGCGGGAUUGGCUCGGCCUGUGCAAAGUCACUGGCUUCUGAAGGCUUGGACGUUGUCCUUCACUACUCCUCUAGCAAGGAAAAAGCAGAGUCAUUAGCCUCCGAGCUCCGACAGAGCCAUCCGAAUCAACUCUUCGUCACUGCCCAAGCCGACCUGACAAACCGAGAAUCCACGCGCGCCUUUGUGGCAACAGUGCUGAGCACGCCGGCCGUUGCCCAGAAACACAAAGCGAUAUCCGUGCUGGUUGCAAAUGCCGGCAUUGGCCGUCGCAUUCGACAUGUCAAAGACAUUGAGGAACAAGACUGGGAUGACAUGAUGGAAGUCAACGCUCGGAGCCAGUUUGUCAUUACAAAGGCUGCUGUGGAAGGGAUGCGUGCACAAGGCUGGGGACGAGUGGUUCUCGUGGGCAGCAUUGCGAGUCGGGGAAGCGGCUUGAAUGGAUGCCAUUAUGCAGCUUCGAAAGGUGCCUUGUGUUCGAUGGGUUUGAACAUGGCCACAGUCCUGGCCCCAGAAGGUAUCACGGUCAAUAUUGUUUCACCAGCCAUGAUCGGAGCUACAGGAAUGAUUCCCACUCCAAAGCAGAGGACUUGGACGUCACAGGAUGACAUGGAGGCAAUGAGAGAGUCUGAUCCUGGACUUGCAAUCGCCAGCAGCGUGCCGAUACACAGACUUGGACUGCCAGAAGAGGUGGCCAACGUGGUAGUCAUCGAUUCGGCGGGAGUGUCGGGCGUGCCUCCAUGUCGUCGAUGCGUUGAGCACCAGCUGGAAUGCGUCUUGACAAAGUCGAGGCGUGGUGGGCGCCGCAUCAAGGGCGUUCGCAAUUCCAUGCUCCAGACGCCCAGCCGUAACAGCGAAGGCCGUGAUCCGGCAAACACCACGCGCGAUGACGACGAUGACGACGACGACGAAGACGACGAUGAUGAUAAUGGAAACUAUAGUAGCCAGCAGGCAAACCAUCCUCGUCCCGACCAGCAUCCAGGCGGCGCGGAUGACAUGCGAGCAUGGCUUUCGUCCUCGCAGCAGGCCGGCAACUGGCCUGACGAGGGGGGUUCCACUCGUGAGAUUGCAGAAUCGAGAACGAGUUCGGACGGUUUAGAAGGUCACAUUGCCAACACCGAUCUUUUGAACCCCUCAGAUGCUCUCGACCUUCUUGCGCAAGUUGCCGACCUGGAUCCUGAUCGACAGCGGAAUGCGCUGGCGGGCCAAGCCGGCUCUAACAAUAGACUUGCAGUGGACGGCAUGCCGCAAAUCGUCGGUAGAUCAGCUGCCAGCUACUAUCCUCCAUUGGAUGAUGGCAUAUUGACGCCCUCGGAGGCGUCGUAUCUUGUCAAAAGAUAUCACGAAAACUUCCAUCCCUUCUUUCCGGUGGCUCAUAGCGCUAUAUUUGAGGGUUCGAUAUCCGAAUGGGCAGCCAAAGAGCCUCAUCUCCUGACUGCGAUUCUUACCGUUGCUUCCAAAGACGACCCGUCCUGGUUCAGAGUGUACGACGCAUGCUCUCGCCACAUCGAAACCUUCCUGUCCAACUUUAUAUAUGCCGGAUCCAAUUCUGUUGGCUCCGUAGAGGCGCUUCUUAUUCUUGCAGAAUGGGCGCCACAACGCCCCCAGGAGAAUUCCGCCAUUGGCUGUGGCCAAGAAGAUCACGGCGCCUGGAUGCUUGUCGGCUUGGCCGUGAGGCUAGGGUAUUUGCAGAGGCUGGAGCAAUCUGCACUACUGCCGGAUGAAGGAAAACUUUCUGCCGAGAUGAGUAGGAAACGAGUUGUUUGGGCAGCAUGUUACAUGUGCGACCGACAAGUCUCAAUCCGACUUGGAAAAGGCUUUUGGUCACGCGGACCCGGUCCGGCUCUCCAUCUACGGGCUGCAGACUUUCCGACGUUACAAGAGCAGGCGCUUGGCCCAGACAACAUGGGUCUGUUGUUUCAAGCCCAUCUCGAACUUACCCAGCUGAUUAGCAAUGCCCACGAUAUUUUGUAUUCGUCAACCAGCCACAGGCAGCAACUGUACAUUGGCGGGGAGUAUGUCAGAUACAUUGAUGAUUUUGCUUCCAUGGUACGGAAAUGGAAGUUGUCAUGGGCAAACCAUAGCUUCACACCUCCCGUGAAAGCCUCUUUGGUGCUGUCUUUCGAGUUCCUGAGACUGUACAUCAACGCUUUCGCCUUUCAAGCUAACUUGAACCGGGCCGCAGCUCGGAAUGCGCAAGCAGGCCCUGGGAAAGCAAGCGGGCCGCUGUUUUCCAACGUUGCUGGAAAGCCAGAUGCCCGAUUCAUCUAUGAGUCAAUCGACGCUGCAAACUCGCUUCUCAGCAUCUUGAACAGCUUCAUCGACCCUGUGGCUGGCCUCAAGUGCAUGCCGCUCAAGUACUGUCUCUACGUGAUUUAUGCCGCUGUCUUUUUGUUCAAGGCAAGAAUGGCGGGAGCCAUCAGCAGCGAAGGUGGCGAUCGCGGAGUCCGCCGCGCCAUCCACGGCACCAUUACACAGCUACAAAAAACGUCGGACAACCCACAAAGCCUUGGAAGACGAUACGCCACGUCGCUCCGCCUUCUCUGGAGGAAAUCUAGUACGAAGCAGUCCAACAAAUCUGCUGCUCCUCGUCGUGAUCCAUUGACCGAGCCACCAACGCCGACAAUGGACGACAUCCAAGGGCAGGAAGGCAUUCCUUUACUGCACACUGGCAAGGCGGCGAUGGACAUGGAUCCACUGAGUGGGUUUUCGUGGAGGGAUUUGGAUUCGCUGGGACAGUUUAUUGCUGGCAAUUCAACGAUGGCCAUGGCAGACGGGAUGCUUGCUGGUGGAGAUUAUGAUUGGGAACAUAGCUCAGGCGGUUUGGAUGAUCUUGUAGUGCAGCCGCAGUUUGACACGAGGUGGGUCGGGCACGACAUAAUUUUUUGAGUAUUAAUUUUGGGCAAAUUUGGUGUUUUUUUAGGAUAAUUCAAUAGCCGCAGUCUCUGAGAAAUGGAUGGAGAAGUGCUAAAUGAUUUGUUUACAUGGGGGGGUUUGGCAUAAUAGUCGAGUGCUUAGCAAUACC